Messenger RNA from Spinacia oleracea (spinach), 1384 nucleotides. RefSeq names its product putative methyltransferase At1g22800, mitochondrial. Gene Ontology annotation, biological process: mitochondrial respiratory chain complex I assembly. The record is from RefSeq and is a predicted model, not a curated record. Bases 157 to 1179 code for a protein of 340 amino acids. Lineage: Eukaryota; Viridiplantae; Streptophyta; Magnoliopsida; Caryophyllales; Amaranthaceae. The transcript is spliced from 11 exons. Gene Ontology annotation, molecular function: S-adenosylmethionine-dependent methyltransferase activity. Gene Ontology annotation, cellular component: mitochondrion.
GCCGUGCUAUAUCCAAGAAGACAAUUUAUACCAAUCUAUUGCGUUGAGCCGUUGAGGUAGGAGUAGAGUGCAAUUCUUUUCUAAGAGAAGUAGUAACAUAGAUAUACCUUGACGCACUCAGAUUCAACUCCCUAACCGUGCUUCCAAUUCCGAAAAAUGAGAGCAAUUAGUUCCAUUUUCCGUAGAAAAUCUCUAUCAACAUCGAUUCGAGCAAAUACAAUUGAGAGUAGAUGCUCAUUUUGCACUGACAAUUUUGAUGGAAUUAGUAGCUCAAAACUCAAGAUUUUCGAUCGUGAUCUCAAACGCAAACAGCGUGACCGAGCAGCAUGGUUGUCACGUUCAGAUGAUUCAUUUGUCAACUCGGUGGCAGAUAAUCUUCUGGAUCGACUAGAAGAUUGCAAGAAAGGAUUUCCCACAGCAUUAUGUCUUGGAGGUUCCCUAAAGGCGAUAAGGCAAUCGCUGCGUGGGCGGGGCGGCAUUGAAAAGCUCAUUAUGAUGGAUUCUUCCAUUGAUAUGGUCAAAUCAUGUAAAGAUGCUGAGAAGGAUAUGCCUGACCAAAAUGUUGAAACAUCUUUUGUCGUUGGUGAUGAAGAGUUUCUACCAGUUAAAGAAAGUUCAUUAGAUCUGGUCGUCAGCUGUUUAGGACUGCACUGGACAAAUGAUCUUCCUGGUGCCAUGAUACAGAGUAGAUUGGCAUUGAAGCCUGAUGGGCUCUUUUUAGCUGCUAUUCUUGGUGGAGAUUCAUUAAAAGAAUUGAGGAUAGCAUGUACUAUAGCACAAAUGGAACGUGAAGGUGGCAUUAGUCCGCGUCUAUCUCCUCUGGCACAGGUACGAGAUGCAGGAAACCUUUUGACAAGGUCAGGCUUUGCUCUUCCAGGAGUCGAUGUAGAUGAAUACACUGUUAAGUAUGAAAACGCUUUGCAGCUGAUUGAACAUCUUCGUGCAAUGGGUGAAACUAAUGCUCUUGUGCAGAGGAACAAUAUCUUAAAAAAAGAAACUGCACUGGCAACGGCCGCUGUCUAUCAAUCUAUGUUUGGAGCUGAAGACGGCACUGUUCCUGCAACAUUCCAGGUUAUAUUUAUGACGGGGUGGAGAGAGCACUCAUCUCAACAGAAGGCCAAAAGGAGGGGAUCCGCAACAGUAUCUUUUCAAGACAUUCAAAACAAAUUUGGGGAGUGAGGAUAAGUAGGCCGUGUUUCAACAUUUAGUUUUAGUGAUAAACUUUUUUAAUUUUAGUAAAAAAUAUUUCUUUAAAUCACUAAUAAUGUAUAAAGGUAAUUAUUUAACCUUUUAAAAUGUUUAUGUAUCGAAUGUUUUUUCUUAAUAUAAAUGUUAAAUCAAAACACAUUAAAAGUUAUAAAAGAUUGAGUAAAAGUUAUCUUGA